Molecule: messenger RNA, 898 nt
Organism: Wasmannia auropunctata (little fire ant)
Lineage: Eukaryota; Metazoa; Arthropoda; Insecta; Hymenoptera; Formicidae
Product: transmembrane protein 203
Exons: 1
Coding region: 24-437 (137 amino acids)
Biological process (GO): intracellular calcium ion homeostasis
Cellular component (GO): endoplasmic reticulum
Source: RefSeq, a predicted model, not a curated record
AUAUAUUAUAUGAUUUUUUUACAAUGAUCUUCUCUUUGAGCGAACUGGUUCACUGGUUAGGUUUAACAAUCUUUGAGAUAUGGAUCAAUUUAAUCGCUUUAAUGUUCUUCACUGUGCUGCUAGCCUUGAAAUUAGAUGAAAAUUGCUUUUUGGGGCCAUCGGGAUGGUGGGAGGUAUUUUCGCCGCUCUUUAUAGCCGAUGGUUUGAAUACAUAUUUUUGUGCUAUUAUUUUUAUAAGAAUGUACAUGGAGGGAAUGAUUAGAGCGGGAAUUUUGCGAGCUUUAUGGAGUCAAAUAUCAUUGUUAUUAGUUUUUGUCUUUAAGUAUCUUCUGUGUAAAAAGCUCUCUGGACAAAGCACAUUGGAGUAUUCAGAAGUUUUGAGUCCUGUAUUCAUUCUUCUGCAACUGAUCGCUGUUAGAGCUUGUCAGUUACAUUAAGGGAAACAGAAGAACUUUCCUGUAUGUAUGAUAUUACUUCCAAAAUAUUUGUCAGAUAUAAGAAAUAUGUAUUAUAUGAUAUACUCUUGUAUAUAUUACAUUUUGUCAGAUUCAUGUAGAUUAAAUUAUUUCAUCUUUCAAACAUUACUUUAUAUUUUUAUCCUGCUGUUUAACUUUACGUAAGCUGUUCGAUAAAUAAGAAUACGUAGGCACUACAAAUUUAAUUAAUAUUCUCUUAAAAGAAUAAUAAUAUAUGUGAUAUAAAAAUAUUUAUUUUAAAAUGAUAAAGUAAUGUAUUGAAAAUAAUAUGUUUCUUUUAUAUUAAUAGUUUAUUAAUAUUUACAACUGUAUCAAUUUACAGAUACAAACUAUAUUGUUUUAUUAGGUUAAUAUUUGACGCCGAGAAGAUAACAAAUACUUAUUUUUUUCUAAAAUAUAAUAAUUUUCUUGUGUUAUUUAAA